Ipomoea triloba (trilobed morning glory) is the source of this 771-nucleotide messenger RNA. Its product is annotated as heavy metal-associated isoprenylated plant protein 6-like. NCBI's taxonomy places the organism in Eukaryota, Viridiplantae, Streptophyta, Magnoliopsida, Solanales, Convolvulaceae. The coding region runs from base 1 to 771 and encodes 256 amino acids. The record is from RefSeq and is a predicted model, not a curated record. Gene Ontology annotation, molecular function: metal ion binding. The transcript has a single exon.
AUGUCUCUGUCUCUGGUUGCUCCAACAACCUUUGCUCUGAAGCUGAAGAUCCACUGCAACGGUUGCGAAAAGAAGCUGAAACAGAUGCUGCUGAAAGUGCAGGGGGUGCAUUCGGUUCGGGUGGAUGCAAAGCAGGGGCAUGUUCUCAUUACUGGCACGGUUGAUCCUCCCACGAUUCUCACGAUGCUGGAGAAGCUCGGGAGAAAAGCCGAGCUUCUGUGGGAGCAAGGCUCUCCCGCUUCUCCCACCACUAUCAGGGAUCGUGGUAAAGAUGUAGAGAUUGUAACACGAUCGUUGAAGGGGAUUAAGCCCCUGAUGAGUUAUCAGGACAUCAUGGAAAACCCGGGACAGUUGUCUGAGAUUCCAGGGCUGCAGACUGUGGAAGUGACCAGCACAAUAAAGUUCGGUUUCAAGAAUGGUAGUGUUGCAGAGAUUAGCAGUGCCCGUGAUGAUGCUAAACCCCUCGUGCUCCCUCCUCCUAGCCCGGGCCACCACGGUUGUUUUCAUGGCAAUGGAUAUUUCGAGAGUUGUGGUAUGAACAGCCACAAUAACUGCUGUCACUGGCACUCCCCGGGGGUAGCCUUUGGGCGCAAUGUUUCCCCACCAGGACCAGCCCCGCCAUGGCAAUUCGGUUUUCCAUCUGCACCUCCCGUGCCAUCUGAUUAUGAACCAUCAACACCCUCACAGCCUCCACAGCCAGCACCGGUCAGGGCUAAUACAUACCCCAGCAUGUUUAGCGACGAAAAUCCUAACAGCUGCACAAUUAUGUAA